CUCAUAAAAUAACAUGUCGCCGUCAAAGAAUAAAUAAUUUUCAUUUAGCAUUCAGUGCAAUGGAUGGGUUUACAGAAUUUUUGAAAAAGCUUGACGCAUGCGCAUGGAUCGAAAGCAAGAUGGCGUCUUAUUUGGUUGCCUUGACGGCUGAAGGUGGAAUUCCUUUGUUUACGAGAACUAAAGGUGAUCUUCCUCAGUUGCCAUUUCCUGUUUUGGGCUCAUUAAAUGGAGUUCACAUGUUUGCACGAAAUCAAGAUGUCAAACUUCUGAAUACAAUCACAGAGGGAGAUGCAAAAGUUGUAUGGAAAAUGUUUCACGACAGUGUAAUUCUUAUCUUGGUGACGUCCAAUGAUGACUCCAGUGACUUUCACACGAUAAAUUUUCUGGAUCUCAUUUACAAUGCAAUGGUUCUUCAUGUCGGUUCAAAUGCAGUAACUGCUACACAAAAUGUGGAAAAACUAAAACGAGAUCUUCGGGUCUGUUAUAGCGUUUUCGAUCGCAUUAUGGAAGGCAGCGAUCUCUGUGGUUAUCUUACACUGGCUGUUGAUGUCAUACUUUGUAUGGAUGUGGCCGUUUUACAGGAGUAUCUUGAUGCUUUUGUGGAAGCCGUAAAUAGCGAGUUUGGUUGUCUUUUGGUCAUGGGAAAAGUAGCUGUUGCUUCAGGACGGUGGUGGGAUCUAAGCAGUACAGAAUUGGUUUUAUUAUCGCUAUUGAUUACGUCUCAGCCGGAAUGCUCCUCAAGAGACAUUCCGAUUUUUCUUCCACAAGGCAGCCCAAAGGUUGCUCACAGACUCGCAACUUUUCAGAUUGUGGAGGGUGUCGAGAUUUGCGUUAUUUGUGGGCCAAAUCCAAGUUUACUAGAAAUUGAGGAGAAGUUUUUGUUCAAUUACUGGAAUCCUGCCAUCGAUAAUGUUAAACAAUGUUUGCUCUCGCAUCCAAGGAAUUUGACCCCUUCAAUGUCAUUGGAUAACGGUGUUCUUGGAUUUAUUUUAGUGAACACCGACGAACGAAAGUGUUUGUGUAGCGUCUUUCCCGGUGGUGUACAUUCACUUAAUAAUAAAGCAAACGAAGAUUUAACAAGAACUCGUCGUAAAUCGCUUUUAACAUCAUUCUAUAAGUCAGUCGUUGGUUCGCUGUUUCCCACUCCACAGACUGUCAAACCUUUACCCGAAUAUAUUGACCUGGAUUUUACCCAUAAUGCCAUGGAGACAUACUAUUGUGCUGCUGACCACAAAGCUUAUGCGAUCAGAAAUGAUACCUAUCAACUUUUCGCGUUGUUUUCUAAGAAUGUACCGAACUAUGCACUAAGAAUGUUAACUGAGGAGACAUUGAACGUGCUCACAAAAGAUCGCUUGGUAUGAAUAUAUCGCAGAUUGAUUGAUGCUUAAACGGUUGCCCGUUGAGAGUAUUCGCAAGCCAUUAGUUUGUUUCAAGUCUGCCGGAAGAAGAAAACUGGCCCAUGUUUAGCAGUUACGGAUAUUUUUGCUGAAGAAGACUUUGGAGUGGAUUGUGGUAUCUUUCAACAUAUUUCCAAAAAAAACGCACGCCUUGCACUGGAUAUUUUUUGCCAUCAUGAAGAAAAUGUAGAGAGAAAAUUACUAACCCAAUAAAUGUACAUAUAAAUAACAGUUGUGUAAAAAGAGUAGUUUGUGUCCAUUUUGCUGGAUGGGUAUUUAUUCUAUUUUCUAUAAUCAGUCGUUUGAACUAUGGAGAGUUUAUUCUGGAUCAUGUGACAAAAGUGGUUUUUCUCGGGAAUUUUGUUUGUUUUCAGUUGCAAAACUGCUCUGACUGAUAAUACCUUUCUAUUUUGGCAUUUUCACAACUUUAGCGUCAUUUUUGUUCAAAUUCAUUAUUAAAUCUUCAUAAAACACUGA
Xenia sp. Carnegie-2017 is the source of this 1874-nucleotide messenger RNA. Its product is annotated as protein fuzzy homolog. The transcript is spliced from 14 exons. Gene Ontology annotation, biological process: non-motile cilium assembly; vesicle-mediated transport. The record is from RefSeq and is a predicted model, not a curated record. NCBI's taxonomy places the organism in Eukaryota, Metazoa, Cnidaria, Anthozoa, Malacalcyonacea, Xeniidae. Bases 60 to 1361 code for a protein of 433 amino acids.